Molecule: messenger RNA, 8599 nt
Organism: Leptopilina boulardi
Lineage: Eukaryota; Metazoa; Arthropoda; Insecta; Hymenoptera; Figitidae
Product: serine-protein kinase ATM-like
Exons: 16
Coding region: 230-8554 (2774 amino acids)
Biological process (GO): DNA repair
Molecular function (GO): protein binding; protein serine/threonine kinase activity
Source: RefSeq, a predicted model, not a curated record
GAGUAAAUAUAAACAAAUAAACAAUGUAGUGCGAUUAAAAACCGGUUGAAAAAUGUAAAAUUAUAAUUAAAAGGAUUAAAAGUCGUGUUUUAAAGUAUUUUUUAACUCAAAAAUGUUAUUAAAAUUGUGAAUUAUUUCAUAUAUGUGUGUUAAAUUUUAUUCUUAAAAAAAAUUUGCAAUUUGGAGGUUAGAAUUAUAAACAAGUUUAUAUUAACAAUAGAGAAAAAUAAUGUCUUUCUCCAAGCAAUUAUCUUUAUUUUUAACUGAUUUAAAAAAUGGAAAACUCACUAAUAAAAAGAUUGCUAUAGACAAUAUAUUGAGUUUAUACGAAAAUCCAGAAGUCAUCAAAGAAAUUAGUUUUAAUACUGUCGAAGAUAUAGCUGACAGUGUAACAUGGAAUCAAAUAAUGAACAUUGUUCAACAAAUAAUAAUCGAUGAGGGUAUGGGAAAAGCGGUUGGUAAUAAAACAAAAAUAAGUAAUUUGGCGCAACAAACAUUUGAAAAUUCAAAUAUGAUGUUGACAAAAAUGGAUUUUUCAUCAAUUGUUUCGGAAAUAUUGGAUAAAGAAAUAUAUACCUAUUGUCAUCAUAUUUAUUUAAAAGCAUUGCGAGUCAAUAUUCUUCCUGUUUAUGCUUGUCGUAUUCGUUUUUCAUCGGAAAAUUGGCAAAAUUUAUUACGUGUUUGUGUUAAUCUUUAUCCAAAUCAAACAUCAUUCAGAGGCAAGGGUCUAUUGUUGAAAACAAUUUUAUCCAUUAUUGAAUACGGCUGUUUGGAAUCUCAUAUGACAUUAGUUUUGAAAAAAUUUCUUCCAAUUUUGGAAGAAAUUUUCAGAAGCGCCAAAUCUAAUGAAACAUUAGCAGCAACAACUUUUCAAUUGGCAACAAAAGUAUGUCGACAAAUUGCAAUUGACGGUCGUUUAGAAUUAUGUGAUUUUGGCGAAAAAAUCUUGCCAAAUAUUGUAUUUCUCGAGGGACGAACAGAAAAAUUUAUUUUAUUUCUUAUUUUAAUUGAAGCACACAAUCCAAAUGGUGUAACAUUUAUGAAUCCAGUUUUUUACGCUCGAAAUAUAAAAGAAUGGCAACAUAUUUUGGAAAAUAUGUUUUCAAUGAUUGUUAAAGAAUCACGUGCUGAAAUAUUAUCCUUGCCCUUCAUUCAUUUUGCAUCAGCAGUUUUUCGACAAAUUAACAAACUUCCAAAAAAUGAUCAAUCAACAAUUUUUAAUUCUGAAUACGAUGGCGAAUAUGUUCAUUCAACAAAAAAACGUCGUCUUAAUGUAAAAAGUGGAAUUCUCAUCAAUACAAUAAAUCAAAAUGAAAUAAAACUUGCUUGGCCAAUGAUACAAAUUUUAGCCAAUGUUCUUGAAAAAUAUCCCGAUACAUUUGAUUCAAAUGAAUUCAUUGAAUUAAUAGGUAUUGUAAAAAAAUUUUUUUCCAAAUUAUCCGAAAAUCAAUUUAUUCUCAAUAGCCUUUGUCAAUUGACAAUCGUUAUGUUACCAAUAAAUGAGAAAUUUAUUGAAAAAAUUGAUUAUAUUGAUGAUAAAAAUUUGGACAGUGAAAUUUUAUAUUCACUAUUACGUUGUAUGCAUUCAAUUGAAAAUGAUCAAUACAGUCAUGAAUUAAUUCAAUUAUUAAUUGAAAGAGGUAAAAUUAAAAAUUAUGAUAUACUUAUACGUGCAUUUGUAACACGUGCAAUGAAAUGGUCAAUUAAUAGUGUACGAACAUUAUUUUUACUUUGUCGUUAUACAACAAUACCAGAAAAAAUUUCAUCUCAAACCGAUGAAAUUCUCUCAACUGAACCAUUAAAACGACAACUAUGCAAAUGGGCUUUAAAUAUACCUUGGAAAUUAAAUUUCAUUGAAUUUCCAUUAAAUGAACUUAGUGAAAUUCUCUCAUAUUUUCCAUAUUUACAAUGGUGUAAGGAUUCGAAAUUAAAUAAAAAAUGUUCAAUUCCAAUACGUUAUGAAACAAGUCUUCUCAAUGAUAUCAAACAAAUAUCACUUUUUGAUAUAAAUAAUUGUCAUAUGUCACAAUUUUUGGAAAUUGAUUUAUUUGAUGAUUUAAAAAUAUCGCAGGAUAAAAUUGUUAAGGGCAAAUUUUCACAAUUAUGGAAAAAAGAUGAUUUGGAUUUUAUUAUUUCUGAACUUUGUAAUUUUCUUCAAGAUAAUGUGAAUUUUUCCACAAUUGCCAAUUGUGUGAUUAAAAAUAUGAUUGUUGGAAAAACAAUUUCUGAUAUGAAUUUCGAGGAUAAUUGUCUUUAUGAUAAAAUUCAUGAUUCAUUAAUGGAAAUUUUCAAUUUUUUAGAAACAAUUGACUUUUCAAAAUAUCGUUUAGCAGAUGUGGAAAUAAUUUUAAAUGCAUUGAGUGCUUUUUUUGAAACUACAUAUAAUAAUAAAGUUAGUGAAAUAAUAUUAUCAUGUAUCAGUCAAAAAUCAUUGAGCAAUAUUUAUUGUAUUUUAACAAUUGAACAAUUUUCCAUUCAAGAAGCAUCAAUGUUUCCAUGUCCAAAUAUUAAUGAGACAAUUAGUGCUGAUUUUCCCAUUGAAUUGCCAUUAGUUGAACUUCCAAAGGAGACAAUUCUCAAAUUACGUGUAACAAGAACAUUAAAAAAUUAUGCAUCACUUACUGUUAAUUCAAAAAUGAAUGAAAUACAAGAGGAAUUAAUUAGAAGUCUUAUUGGAAAUAAUAUCACUGAAAUGUCAACAAAUAUUGAUAUUAAAAUUGCUACAAUUAUUUUAGAAAUAAUAACACGUGAUAUUAUUAUACAGGAAGAUAUUUUAGAAUAUCUUAUUGAAUAUUUAUUACUUUUAUUUUCAACAUUUUAUCGUAAUCCAAAAAUUGUUCGUUAUAUUUUAAAAAUAUUACCAAUAUUCUAUAAACAAGUGACGAAAAUUGAAUUAUUCUCAGAGAAAUUUCAAUCGAUUCUAUUGGAAAUUGAUAGAAAUAUUAAAAAAGAAAUGUAUGGUACAAUGGUGCAUUGGGAUUUUUUGAAAUGUAUGGGAAAAAUGUUUGAAAUUGAUGUUACAUUUAAAAGUUUAUCGCAAGAUAUUUCAAUGAUUGAAUUAAUUCUUAAUUAUGUGGAUAAUCCAUUUUUUAUUGUACGCCUUGAAAUGGCACGUUGUGUUUAUAGAAUUUUUUCAUCAUUUAAAAUUGAUAUUACAUUAAAAAGACAAUUCUAUGAGAAAUUAAUGACAAUUAUUAAUCGAGAUGAAUUAGAAAAAAAAGAUGAAAAACUUAUAAGUACACUUUAUAUAAUUGCAGCAAUUUUAAGUGGUUGUAAUAAUUUUCAAUAUCAAAUUCUCACAAUAUUAUUACAAUUUCAUAUUAAACAACAAGUGUCAAUUGAAAUGAUAAGAAAAAUUUUAAAAAUUGGAAAUUGUUCUUUUGAACAAAAUCUUGAUUUUCUUCUACUUGAAUGGUGUUCAGAAAAAUCAAUUGAUACAUUUCCAUGGUCAAUUAUUGAAUCAUCGCCAUCAUCAUCAUUUUCUGAACAAAUGCAUAUUCCUAUUAUUAAACAAAAUAUUGUGGAAGUAAUGAAAAUUUGUGAUAAAUUCAAUCUCAAUUUCCAAGAAGAAUAUAAAAAAUCGUUUCCUAAACUUUUUGCCUGGUUAUUAUUUUAUAUGGCAAAACAAGAAAUGUGGUCAGAAAAAAUGUUUGAAGAAUUAAAAAAUAAUAGAGGAAAUUUUAAAAAUGUCAAUUGUAAAUUUGAAGAAAUUGUUAAUGAAACUUUGGAACAAUUAAUAGUGAAUUUAAUUCAAUGUCUAGAUGAUGAGGAAGAUUUUUUGAAACAUUUUCAUGUGAAUAUCACAUUUCCCGCAUCAAUUCCAAUGAGAUUAAAAACAGUGGAUUUAGAAAAAUGUUUUCAAUUUCUUGAAAAUGAAUUAUUUAAUGGAGAUAAUUUAAUUUAUUAUUUAAUAAAUGAAAAGAGAAAUAUUUUACAAAAAAUUCUCAUGACAUUGACUUGUAAAAUUUAUGAGACAAAUGAUAAUAAUAAAUUAAAAGUAUUUUAUCAAUAUGUGUAUUUUUGUACACUAAUAAUGAAAGAAUUGAAGAAAACUUAUUUCAAUGAUAUGGCAAUUUUUGUAAUUCGCGAUAUUUCCUAUACGCUGUUACAUUUAAUGAAAAAUGAAAAACUUGUUGAAUUUGCCUGUCAAUAUUUUCAUGAAUUUUUAAUUGAAAUUCUACCUGAAAGAUCGAAUGGUAUUAAGGAAUUUUUUGUCUUUAUUGUACGAACAUUAACACCACUUGCAAUUAAUGAAAUAUCAAUUGCACUUGAAACAUUACAUUUUUUAAUUGUUGAACAAAAACAUGUGUUUAGUGAUGUUAUUAAAAAAUUGAAUUCAUUUCCAAAAAUCGAAUGUUUUAGAGAAAUUUAUACUAUUCAUGAGAGUUUAAAAGUAAAAUUAACAUUGUCAAGUGAAAUUGAAGAUUUUUUGAAUGUCACCGAGGAAAUUAAUUUACCAAGUAAUGCCAGUAGUCUUUUAUUGUUAAAAGGAAAACUCAUAACAAAAAAGAAGGAAUUAAAUGAUUUAUAUAAAAAUUUGGAGAAUUUACGUGGUUUUGCCGAGGAUUCAGCUUCAAGUGUUGUUCAUCAAUUAAUUUAUCGUCUUGUAAAAUUAACCGAAUCAUCAGAUACAAACAUUUCUCAAGAAGCAGUCAAAUGCCUUGGUAUUCUUGGUCCUGGCGAUUUAACAACAAUGAUUUUACAUCAAGAGAAAAUUGAAAUUAAAGAAUCAACCGAUAAAAUUGAAACACUCACAUAUAAAAUAUUAAUUUUUCUCUCAAAUUAUAUAAUUGAUGAGGAUAUUGAAUUGAGAAAAUCAAGUACAAUUGCACUUUACGCAGUUGUUAAUUCAUCAUGGGGAAAAAAGCUUUUAAAUCAAAAAUAUCUUGAGGAAUUUGAAAAUAAUUUAAAUAAAAAAGAAAGUCGACUUUCUAUUGAAAGAAUAAAACCAUUUUUAAUUAAUGAAAAAUUAAUGAAAAAUCGCAUUGCAAUUGAAAGGGGAAAAUUUCGUAAAUUAUGUAAUCCCAAUAAUUGUCUAUGGAAUAAUCAAUUGAAUCAAUCGUAUUUCAAUUGGAUAAGUAAAUUUAGUUGUUCAAUUGCAGAGAUAUUUUGUAAUUUUUAUUUGGAAAAUUUAAUACCAAUAUUUCAAAAUAGUUUACAAUUUUGUGAGGAAAUACUUUAUCGUAUUGUUAAUAUUAUUAUACGUGAUGAUACAACAUUGGCGUAUGAUUUUUGUAAUUGUAUUAAUAAAUUUUUUCAAUCCAAUUCCAAUAAUUGUGUGGGACAAAAAUUAUGUAAUCAAGAUUCAUUGAGAUAUAUGUUGAAUUUAGUGAAUUUUCUACGUAUUCAAGAUGAUUCAGUUCAAUUGAAAUUUGAUUAUUUACCAAUUGCAAAAGCAGCACAAUUUUGUUCGGCGUAUUUCACAUCAAUUUUAUAUGUUGAAUUGUGGUGUGAAAAUUUUUUAAAUGGAAAACGUAAUAUUGAAAAUUCAUUGUUAAUUGAUAGGAUUUAUAAUAAAAAUCAAAUAGAGGGAAAAAUUUGCAAGGAUAUAAUACGUGAAGCGAGUAUUAAAAUUGGUGAUCCAGAUGCUGUUUUUGGUUGUGGUACAGAUCAUUUAAAAGAUCGUAAUGCAAGAUUACAAUAUUUAUCUGAUCUUCAACAAAUGGAUCAAAUGGUGAUAUUGGAGGAUUCAAAAUUAACGAAUGGAAAUGAUUCUAUUAAUGGUAUGAUGGAUGUUUUAAAAAAUUCUGGUUAUCAAUUUCUUUUGAGUCAAUUUAUAAAAAAUACAGCAAAAAAUACGUCGGAAAUUGAUGAUUUUCAAUAUGAAUGCGCAUGGCGUCUUGGAAAUUGGAAUUUAAUUAAUUCGAAUUCAGAAAAUCAAGAAAAUGAUUUGAAUAGGAAUAAAUUUUCUUACUAUCAUUACAAAUGUUUAAAGUCUUUUCACGAAAAUGAUUCUUUGAUAUUAAAUUCCUCUCUUGAAUCCGCACGCUCAAUUAUCAUUAAAGAUUUACGAAACAUCAGUUCUGAAAGUUGUAAAGCAGUUUAUCCGAGUUUAUCAAAAUUGCGAAUGCUUCAAGAAAUUGAGGAAUUAAGUUCAACUGAAGCGGAAAAUUAUGAAAAAAUCAUCACCGAUUGGAAAUCACAGGAUUAUAUUCGACACGGUGAAUUUCAAUACAUUGAACCACUUCUUUGGCAACGAAGUGUUUUAUGUAAAAUUCAAGAUUCUUUUAAAAAUAAUUCCAUUUUAAAAGACUCGCUUAUUGAAUUUUAUUUGGAAAUUGCGGAAAUUGCAUCGAAACAAGGAUUUCUCAAAGAAGCAUCACGAUCUUUAGGUACAUUGGCAAAGGAAAAUAAAUUAUCAAUUGAAAUUCGUAAUCAAUUACACUAUCAAGAAUCAUUAAUUGCCUGGUUAAAUAAGGAUGAAAGUUUAGCGCGUUCACUUUUACGACAAUUGAUAAAUCAAACAAAUAACAAUCAACGUCUUCAUGCGGAAUUAUUGCAUAUCUAUGGUAACUGGAUGACGGAAACACAAUCGGUGAAUCGUCAAAGAAUUAUAAAAAAAUAUUAUCUUGAGUCAAUAAAAACAUUUAUGAAAAUUGAUGAACCAUCGUCACAAGAUUUAUGUAAUUUAAAUAAUACACAAGCGGCAUUGGCGCGUUUUGCCGAUGUUCAUUAUCGACAAUUAAAGAAUUAUAUGCAGUCAAGUGAAUUUGAUAGUAUGAGAAAAAUUGCCGAAUUAUCAUUGGAUACAAAUAGACACGAUUUUGCAAUACAAGAUCGUGACGUGAGAAUUGCAGUUGCAAAAAAUAAAAAACAAACUGUUAUCGAUCAAUUGUCACUCGAGGAAACUGAAAAGGAGAAGAAUUAUUAUCUUACCCUUGCUUUAGAAUUUUACGUGAAAACGUUGCAACAAAGCGAGGAGCAUAAUUUUAUUAUUUUUCGUGUUGUUUCUUUAUGGCUUGACAAUAUUGGACUAACGAAAUUAAAUGAAAUUCUUGAUGAAUAUUUACCGACAAUUGCAACUUAUAAAUUUAUACAAAUGCUACCGCAAUUGGCUGCUCAUAUGAGCGAUGAGGAUGAUGAUUUUUCAGUGAAAAUUAAUAAUAUUUUAGAAAGAUGCGCACUUGAUCAUCCAUUUCAUGCAUUACCUGUUUUAUUGGCAUUAAAACAUUUAUAUGAAGAUUUAAAAUACACGACAAAAGGACAGAAACAUAAUAAAAUUGAGGCAAGAGUUGUUGGUGCAAUAAAAUUAUUGAAAAAACUUUCGAAAUCAAAUAAAAUUAGUAAUAUCGUUAGUGAAAUGGAACAAUUGUCACUUGCUUUGGUACAAUUGGCUUAUUUUAAAAUUGCCCUCGGAGCUCAGAAAUAUAAUAUUCCUCGUAAUCAAGAUAUUUUGAGAGUGAAAAAUUUUGAAAAUGCAAUUGUACCAACUAUUACAUUGGAUGUGAGAGCAAAUAAAAAUUACGAUGAUGUAAUUGGUGUUAGUAAAUAUUUAAAUACAUUUGAAACUGUUGGCGGAAUAAAUGCGCCAAAGAAAAUUAUUUGUAUUGGAACUGAUGGAAUUCAAAGAAUACAAUUGGUUAAAGGUCAAGAUGAUCUUAGACAGGAUGCAGUAAUGCAACAAGUAUUUUCCGUUAUGAAUUUAUUGCUGAAGACGAGAAAGGAAACGAAACAGAGAAAAUUAGUUGUUAGAACUUACAAGGUGGUACCAUUAACACAAAGAUCGGGUAUUUUAGAAUGGUGUGAAAAUACAAUGCCAAUUCAGGAAAUUUUACUCGGUAGAGGUAAAAAUGGAGGAAUUCAUAAAAAAUAUUAUCCGAAUGAUUAUCCAAUUGCAAAAUGUCGUGAAAUAAUGGAAGGUUCAUCGAAACGAUCGAAUGAUAUUAGACUGAAGGCAUAUAUGGAAUGCUGUAAACACAGAACUCCAUCUCUUCAUCAUUUUUUUACGGAAACUUAUUUAUCACCUGAGACUUGGUUCGAGAGAAGGCUUGCCUAUACUCGAAGUGUCGCCGUCACGUCUAUUGUUGGCUACAUUCUUGGUAUUGGUGAUCGACAUUUGUUAAAUAUUCUUCUUGAUAAAAUAACAGCGGAAGUGAUUCACAUUGAUUUCGGAAUAGCAUUCGAGCAAGGUAAAGUGUUACCAGUGCCGGAAUUAAUUCCAUUUCGAUUAACACGAGAUAUUGAAGUGGCAAUGGGAAUAUCGGGUGUCGAGGGUGUAAUGAGACGAUGUUGUGAACAAACAAUGAAAGUUCUUCGCGAACAAAAGGAAGUUAUUGUAACUCUUCUUCAAGUUCUUCUUUAUGAUCCUCUAUUCACAUGGGCAAUAACCCCAUCAUCAAUGUGUCGAAGCACUAAUUCUAUUGCAAUUCUCGAUAGUGAUUUGGAAAUAAAUAAAAUUGCCAAGAGAGCAUUGGUUCGAGUGCAACAAAAAUUAACCGGCAUGGAGGAAGCUCUUCCAUCAAGUAUCGAGGGACAAAUUGAAAGACUUCUUCAACAGGCGAGAGAUCCAGCAUUAUUAAGUCGAUUAUAUUUUGGAUGGCAAGCUUAUCUGUGAUUUCUAAUGUUAUAAACCAAAAAAAAAAAAAAACAAAAAAACAAA